UUAUUAACUUAGCCAUCACGCUUAGAAUGGAAUACAUUUAUCAACUUAGAGGAACAGUUUGAGACCAAAAUCAACCAAAGUUCGGUUCUGACUUCACAGGAUUCCAAGAACCUGAACCCCCUUAUUUCUCAUCAGCCAGUUACGAGAUUUUGGCUACGACCUAUUGUUUGUGAGAUGUUCCUGCUACUUAUGAAUCCACUAACCUUGCUGCUUACGAGCAUAAUUUUCACCAGGAUGUAAACAUGAUGGCUGAUCCUUCCAUCCCCUUGUUUGACCCAGAACUUGAAAAUUGAAACUUGGACUUGCAGUCGAUGACAAAAGAAGAGAUCUACUUUGAACUUCUUAAAGGCUACAGAUACCAAACUCUUUCAUACUUCGAUGCCAAGAAGCAGCGCGAAGUGCCUCUUUAUCAAUGUGGAGCACCUGGAUGUGGAAAAGUUCUGCAGAAACCCUGGAGCCUCCUAGACCAUGUCAGGAUGCAUGCAGGCGUCAAACCCUAUGUGUGUCAAUGGUGUGGUAAGGCCUUCACUCAGAAGGGCAACUUAAAGAAGCAUGUCAGACAGCAUAUCAGGCCAGAUGUCAACGACCGCAAGAGGUACAACUGCAGGUACUGUGAGAAAGGAUACACAGAGAGAUAUAACCUAAAGACACACAUGAGGAAGUGCCAUCCUGACAAAUAAGCCGCACUUUGUCGUAGCAGAUGCCUGGCAGAAAAUCACUUUAAUUUCUCCUAAACUUCAAUAAAA
Molecule: messenger RNA, 746 nt
Organism: Moneuplotes crassus
Lineage: Eukaryota; Ciliophora; Spirotrichea; Euplotida; Euplotidae
Source: the annotation of a GenBank genome assembly